Fusarium tjaetaba is the source of this 693-nucleotide messenger RNA. Its product is annotated as elongation factor 1-beta. The transcript is spliced from 4 exons. The record is from RefSeq and is a predicted model, not a curated record. Gene Ontology annotation, molecular function: translation elongation factor activity; guanyl-nucleotide exchange factor activity. Bases 1 to 693 code for a protein of 230 amino acids. Gene Ontology annotation, biological process: translational elongation. NCBI's taxonomy places the organism in Eukaryota, Fungi, Ascomycota, Sordariomycetes, Hypocreales, Nectriaceae. Gene Ontology annotation, cellular component: cytosol; eukaryotic translation elongation factor 1 complex.
AUGGGCUUCACCGAUCUCGUUUCCGAUGCUGGGCUUACCGUGCUCAACAGCUGGUUGAGCACCCGCUCUUACAUUGUUGGCCAAUCUGCCUCUCAGGCUGAUGUCGCUACCUUCAAGGCUCUCUCUAGCGCUCCCGUCGCUGAGAAGUACCCCCACGCCGCUCGAUGGUACAAGCACAUUGCUAGCUACGAGAGCCAGUUCGCCACCCUCCCCGGUGAUGCUGCUGCUCCCUACACCACCUACGGCCCUGAGACCGCUGAGGUGACCAUCAACCCCGCUCAGGCUCCUGAGAAGGCUGAGGGAGGUGAUGACGACGAUGUCGACUUGUUCGGCAGCGACGAGGAGGAGGAUGAGGAGGCCGCCCGCGUCCGUGAGGAGCGCCUUGCUGAGUACAAGAAGAAGAAGGAGGCCAAGCCAAAGACCAUCGCCAAGUCCGUCGUCACUCUUGACGUCAAGCCUUGGGAUGAUGAGACUGAUAUGGUUGCCCUCGAGGCUGCCGUCCGUGCUAUUGAGAAGGACGGCCUUGUCUGGGGUGCUUCCAAGCUCGUCCCCGUGGGCUUCGGUGUCAAGAAGCUCCAGAUCAACAUGGUUGUUGAGGACGAGAAGAUUUCCGUUGCCGACCUUGAGGAGGAGAUUCAGGAGCUUGAGGAUUACGUCCAGUCCACUGACGUUGCUGCCAUGCAGAAGCUAUAA